Messenger RNA from Piliocolobus tephrosceles (Ugandan red Colobus), 3684 nucleotides. RefSeq names its product adenylate kinase 2 (gene AK2). Lineage: Eukaryota; Metazoa; Chordata; Mammalia; Primates; Cercopithecidae. The coding region runs from base 151 to 849 and encodes 232 amino acids. The transcript is spliced from 7 exons. Gene Ontology annotation, molecular function: ATP binding; AMP kinase activity. Gene Ontology annotation, biological process: ADP biosynthetic process. The record is from RefSeq and is a predicted model, not a curated record.
UCGUGCCCAGGGGCGGGUGGAACGGGCUGACGGACGCGGCGAUGGGCCAGUGUGAGCGGCGAGUGGGACGUGCGUGGCGUGCGUGCGUUGGCCUGGGAAGCACUGGACUUGUGAGGUGUGCGAGCUGGUAGCAGUGAGACUUCGGCGGACAUGGCUCCCAGCGUGCCAGCGGCAGAACCCGAGUAUCCUAAAGGCAUCCGGGCCGUGCUGCUGGGGCCUCCCGGGGCCGGUAAAGGCACCCAGGCACCCAGACUGGCUGAAAACUUCUGUGUCUGCCAUUUGGCUACUGGGGACAUGCUGAGGGCCAUGGUGGCUUCUGGCUCAGAGCUAGGAAAAAAGCUGAAGGCAACUAUGGAUGCUGGGAAACUGGUGAGUGAUGAAAUGGUAGUGGAACUCAUUGAGAAGAAUUUGGAGACCCCCUUGUGCAAAAAUGGUUUUCUUCUGGAUGGCUUCCCUCGGACUGUGAGGCAGGCAGAAAUGCUCGAUGACCUCAUGGAGAAGCGGAAAGAGAAGCUUGAUUCUGUGAUUGAAUUCAGCAUCCCAGACUCUCUGCUGAUCCGAAGAAUCACAGGAAGGCUGAUUCACCCCAAGAGUGGCCGUUCCUACCAUGAGGAGUUCAACCCUCCAAAAGAGCCCAUGAAAGAUGACAUCACUGGGGAACCCUUGAUUCGUCGAUCAGAUGAUAAUGAGAAGGCCUUGAAAAUCCGCCUGCAAGCUUACCACACUCAAACCACCCCACUCAUAGAGUACUACAGGAAACGGGGGAUCCACUCUGCUAUCGAUGCAUCCCAGACCCCUGAUGUUGUGUUCGCAAGCAUCCUAGCAGCCUUCUCCAAAGCCACAUCCUAGUAUCAGAAGGCCAGGCGAGACUACACCACUGCUCAUCACCCUGCGGCGUGAUCCCUGCUCUUAGGUGCUGGGCAGAAGGAAAGGGUGGUCAGGGUGAGGAUGGUGAGGGAGGGCUGGUGAGGGGCUCAAAGGAAUGGUUGGAACAACAGCAGUGUUACUGUAGUGUGGGAGUUUCUUUUAUACAUAGGUGGGAGUUUUUAAAGUGUAAGGGAAAAAUUAAUUUUUUAAAAAAUGCCAUGCUUGGAGGGUGGGGGUAGAAAUAGAGAGAUACAGUAUUAUUUCUAAGGAAUCGGGUUUUCAUUUACUCUGGACUGGUGAAAAUAUUUUUUAAAGCCAGUGCACUAAGACCUCAGCUUUUAUCUCAGAACCCCAUGGGUUCCAGACCAAGAGUACAGGAAAUCAAAUUGUUGUCCUGUGUGUCUAUAGUUUGCAACAGGGAGGCUUUGAUUACUGACCCUGGUUCCACACACUGUAAGAUCAAAAAACCGUCUCCACAUUUGAAAGAGAUGUAAGGUGUAUUCAUAGGGAUGGUGGCUCAACAAAUCAAGCAUACUGGAAUCAAGGGGAGGGGGAAGGGAAUGGAAUGGAAAGGGAGGCUGAUUCCCUUCCCCUGACUUACCGCUGAUUUACUAGGCUACCUACUCUCAUGAGUAACCUCUCACAGCUAUGCAGCACAUGCCACAAUCCUAUGCUCUUGCCUUCUUUUAUCUGCAGUGUGUGAAGGGACUCUUUUAAAUAAAUGAGCAAGUGUCCUAAGCUAUGUCAUCCAAAGAUUGUCCUUUCCAUGAUCAAAUCCUGUGACUGGGAUCACUCAAUAGCACUGUGAUGUAUUAUUUUCAAUGAGGUGCCUUUCUUAACUGACCAAAUGCUGCCUUGUUUGGCCCCUAAAUCAAUAAAAUGUUAAAAUUUGUAUCCCCUGUUGUGGCAUUUUUUAAGAUAAUCUAAGCUAGAAAAAUGAUACUGAAUUCUGGACCUGGCUUGGAAGGAAAAGAAGCCCUUUCUUAUGGUCACUGGCAGCUGUGUGGUAGGGAGGUCCAAGUAUGUGCACAUAAGAUAAGCGUGUAACCUCUGGACCUUCAGCUCCUAUGCAGGCUUUUCUUGAGCCCAGAGACAAGGCAGCUUGGUCCAGUGGAGCUAGCACUGUGCUUGGAGUUCAGGGGACCUAGGACAAAUCCCAGCCAGUUAGUUAUUCACUCUGCUCCUGUUUCCUCAGCUGAAAAAGGAAGUUGGUUAUGCCACCUUCUUGGCCUUAAUGGCAUUAAAUGAAAUUUAUAGGAAGAAGAUUUUUGCUUAGUACCUAGCACGCAACAGACAUUGGAUAAAUGUUAGUUGGAUCCAGAUACACACAGAAAAAUACCUGCUUCCUGCCAGACUGGAUAAUUGUUGAAUGGACACUUGUCCAUAGUCUAGAAAGCCAGGGCUUCUAAUCCCUAAGCCAGAUCUUUGACUACCUUUUCAGUUGCUUCUUUAGCACUCUUUGUUGCUUCUCUGUGUGUCCUAGUUUAAAUUCAUUUCCUCUCCAGCAAAAGUGAGUUUAAAUCAUUUGUCCAAACUAAAGCUCUCAUGCUUUUGGAAGGGCUGCCUUUGCAAGUGAGUUUUCUGAGAAAUGACUGUUGCUCCCAAAACAAGAGGGAGCUGGCUGGAAGCACCACUAUUCUUCUUUAGGCAUCUUGUUACAGAGAGAGGCAGGAUCUUCACUGACAUACUAAAUCCUGUUCCCUGAACCAGCCCCUCCUUCUUCUGCUCCACUUCCUCACCUCUGCAGAGUCAUUUUCAGGUGUCAUCCUUAUACUGAUUUGCACUGAUCUGUUUGUUCCCUGAGCUUUCUAAAUGCCCUAUGAAAAUUUUCUUUCGUCCGUCGGUCAUCAUGCAUCUAAUUGCGGGGAAAUGUUUGUCAAACCAGCCUGCAAAGCAGCAUGGUGUAGUGAGAAGAAUAAACAGAGAAGACUGGGUGAGCUAUUGUUUGUUUGCUUCUUUGGGCCUGGGUUUCCUCUUCCAAUCUGCAAACCAAGAAUGCAGACUAGUCCUACCACUCCCAGAAGACUGACGUUAUGCCAGGUACUAUGCAAAGGCUUCAUGUAACCCUCGACUUCUUCAGGUAACCCUCACACAGCACCCUGUGGAGUCAGAACUUUCCUUCGCUUUUAUAGGUGAGGAAACCAGACUCAGAGAGGUGAAGUGGCAUUCCUGAGGUCAUGCAUAAGAGGCAGUCAGGACUGAAACACAGUCUCUAACACUUACCUGUCCCCUUGACCUUGUUGCUGAAGUGAUUUAAUUACUUGCGUAGCUCUGCAGACAGGAAGGGCUGCUCUGAAUAAGAGCUCUUUUCCAUGGACACUCAGCACUGCCAGAACUGAUUUUAAAGAAGUCACUGCCGGCUCUGAGGGCCUAGGGUAUGUGUCUUAGGAUCUCCUGUGUGCACAAAGUGUCACUGAGAGAACACAGCAGGAUGGAGGCAGCCUCUUCAGAAGCCUCACAAGUCUUUCCUCAGAUGAAGACAGGGAGUCAGAAGACAGAUUUCAACAGCAACUUCACCAUGCGACCUUGGGCAAGUUAUCUCACCUCAUCAGUAGAAUGGGAACGAUCCCUACCCCUCAAAGGUGCUGAUGACACUAGUGUCCAAGAUACUCAUGUGGGUUGGACUGCCCAGGACACAGCAAUGCGUGGUAAACACAGAUGGAAUUCAGAGGGAAAAUGUAGGCAUUGAUGAAAGUUGUCUUACCAUCUGGAACCAGGCUAAGGAUCCCCUAGAAAUCAAACCUCUGAAAUUAUAUGCAGAAUUCCUUAUGUGUUUUCAUAAUUAAUAAUAGUCUAAUGUAUUAAAUGCUUAACUGU